GAGGAGAGCAGCUGGCUGCAGCACGCUGAUAAUAAACGACCCUUUUGGUUCAUUUAAUGCGACUUUAUUUGGGUUUCUGUUGAUUCUGAACCGGAAGAAUGAAAACCAGUGAGUCACCACUGGUGCAGCCGGUGCACGUGCACGUACCUGAGGCUACACCUGUGCACGUGCACAUGAGGAGGAGUCCCAGCAAGACCCCACAGAAUAGGACAAAUGAUGCCCAGAUGAGGGGAGACGGAGGGAGGCCAAAGGUCCGGACGCCGUGGAUUCCUCCAGGAAGACUGUCCUGCAGAAGAGACGUGGGCUCGUACAACUGUCAGAGAAGCAGAGCGGAGCAUCGAUCAGAAAGUGCAGUCGGACAUGAUGACGAGGAGCAGGAAGAAGAGCUCGAUGCAGUAUCCAAAAACCUCAGUGUCCUCCUCCGAGAGCAGGAGAGCAUGCGUCAUUCAAAGAGGUCGGAUUCUCGGGGUCAACACAGAGAUACAGACGUUCUCUUGAGGGCGCUCGUAGAAGUAGAAAUCGACGGCGUAGCAGUAGCCAAUCAGCUGACAGCCCUGAAGGAAACCACGGACAGCCUCUCUCAGGACAAGCGUCUGUCAAAGUUGCACGCAGCGUCACUCCGACGGCAGCAGGAGUUGCUGCUGGAGAAGAUCGAGAUGUUUGACAACACGAACCACAGCCUCCGAGAGCUCCUCAGAGAGUGGAGUGAAUACGAGAGAGAAUCAUCGGUGUGGUUAGAACAGAAAGACGCCUUAAAGAAGAGACUGACUGACAGUGAAGCAGAGAACAUUCGACUCUUGGCCAAACUCACCAACAAGGAGAAAGAGGCCUCUAAGCUGGCGGUGUAUUUGGACUUUGAAAAGGACAACGUGAAGACGACGGAGGAGCUUUCAAGAAUCCUGCAGACGACCCGCUGCCAUCUGGAAUCUGAGCUGGACCGAACAGAAGCAGAAAAGGUCCAACUGGCUGCUCAGGUUCAGAGGAUGCAGCAGAGCCACGAGCAGCAGCAGGAGGAGCUGCAGGCUCUGCAGGAGGAGCUGCAGAAUCUGAGGCAGCGGAGAGAGGAAGAGGAGGAAGAGGAGGGGCGGCAAGACCGGGAGGCGCUGGAUCUUCUUACCCAGAAGGCCGAGCGAGCCGAGGAGUCCGCCAGGCAGCUCGCGGCAAAACUGCAGGAGAAGGAGUCCCAGUUGGCUCAAGCUCUGUCCACAUCCAGUGACUGGUGCCUCCUCCACUCUAAAGAGGCAGCGGCUAAAGGACAUCUGGAAGAAGACAUUUCUGCUCUCAAACUUCAGGUGUCGGAGCUGAACUCUCAGCUUCAUUCAGCGGAGGAGAGGAGUCGGGCGGAGAGGGAGGAGCUCAGGGAUCAGCUCCAUCACCUCAGUGCUGAAAACGCCUCCACAAAGCUGGACAACCAAAGACUCGGGGGUCAGUUGACGUCCUCUGAGGAGAAGCUCCGCGACCUGCAGUCUGAAGCCCGUCGGCUGAAAUCCUCCAUCAAAAAGCAAGAAAACCUGGUGGAGAAAUACAAGAAGAAGGUCCAGCAGGUCCGUCUGGAGUCGGAGGAGCACUGCCUGAAGCUGGCGCUGACGCAGGAGGAGGCGCGGGAGGCGAGGGUGAGCCUGGAGAGGGAGACGGAGCAGGUGAGGAGGGAGCUGCUGGGUCGGAUCAGGGAGAUGGAGGCGCUGCCCGACCGGCUGAGGAGGACGGAGCAGCAGCUCAGAGCCGCCCAGCAGGAGGCCGACGCCCACCAGAGGAGGAACGAGGAGCACAACGCGGCCAUCGCUGAAGUCAGACACAAGGUGGAACAGCAGGGCACUCAGCUGGAGACGUUCCAGCAGAGGAACCUGCUGCUGCAGGAGGAGAACAACGUUCUCAAGGAGAAAAUACACAACUUUGAGAGGAGGCUGGAGGACAUGAGGGUGGAAAACAAAGAGAUGUCUCAGGUUCUCCCCUCUAAGGAGGCCACUAUCCGCAGCGUUCAGCAGCAGCUGGAGGAGAAGACGCGGGAGUGCAGCGUCCUGACCAGACAGCUGCAACAAACCCUGGACGACGCUCAGAGACAGGUGGACGACAGCAUGCAGAGGGUUUUGGCCAAAGAGAGAACGUCUCAGUCUAAAGCCUUGGACCUGCAGAGCCAGCUGAGCCGAGCCAAAACGGAGCAGAAUCAGCUCCAGCGAAGCAAAGAGGAGAUGGAGCGUCGUUUCCAGAGUCAGCUUCAGAACGUGAAGGACAGACUGGAGCAGUCCGACUCCACAAACCGCAGUCUGCAGAACUACGUCCAUUUUCUCAAAACCUCAUAUGGAAACGUGUUCGGUGACUCUUUGCUUACCAGCUGACUGCAACAUUUUGCAACCUGACCAGCAUUCAUACGUUGCCAAAGCAUUACAAUAGACCUAAAUUACCUUUAUUGACUGCUAUUUUUGACUUGAGAGUUUUAUACUAUAUAUGAAAUUAAUAAAACGUUUUAAAUUAAAUGUUCA
This is a messenger RNA of Anoplopoma fimbria (sablefish), 2480 nucleotides long. Its product is annotated as outer dense fiber protein 2-like. Bases 99 to 2336 code for a protein of 745 amino acids. Gene Ontology annotation, cellular component: centrosome. The transcript has 17 exons. The record is from RefSeq and is a predicted model, not a curated record. Gene Ontology annotation, biological process: regulation of cilium assembly. NCBI's taxonomy places the organism in Eukaryota, Metazoa, Chordata, Actinopteri, Perciformes, Anoplopomatidae.